Saccostrea cuccullata (small rock oyster) is the source of this 1126-nucleotide messenger RNA. RefSeq lists its product as uncharacterized. NCBI's taxonomy places the organism in Eukaryota, Metazoa, Mollusca, Bivalvia, Ostreida, Ostreidae. The coding region runs from base 80 to 1126 and encodes 348 amino acids. The record is from RefSeq and is a predicted model, not a curated record. The transcript is spliced from 9 exons.
AUGUGUGCAAGAAUACGGAAGUUCGAAGAAGGGACUAACCGAUUUUAUAAACUCAAACUGAUGUAGCAUGUAACUGAAAAUGGCCACAGGUCAACAACGGGAAUCAGAGUUGGAAUCAAAAGAUGCUACAAAAUGGAUAAAAGGUUCCCUAAAUCACCUAAAACGAUGUUUGAAGGAAGGAAGAUCUGCAUCAGAUUUGAUCAAGUGGCCAGAAAUACCAAAUGUCCAUAGCAAGAGGGAUCUGUUUAUAAAAACAAUAGAAUCUAUAUCUGAACAAUGGGAUGUUUACUGGGAAAGGUGUACUAAGCUGCGACGGACUGAUGUCCAAAAAGCUAUAAUUCAAAUUGAAAAACUCACGUCCAAGAGUCCCUCAGAAAAUUUGAAAAGAGUUGAGUAUCACACAGGGAUGUUGAAAGAUCCCGUUUUCGUUAAACUUCAAAAUAUUUGGGAAAAAAUGUCAAACGAUGUACCGUUUAUGGACGUAAAAACUGAAGAAUUUACGAAGAAACCAGAAAUUUGCUGUCUUAACGAGUGGUUCCUUGCAUAUCUUCAAUACUUGGAAACUGUCCUUAAUCUUGAAAGCAACACAUAUUUCGUGGAAGACCUAACACCACAGCCACCUCAGCAAACUGAUGAAAAGAUCAUUCAGAGUCAUAGGGAAAUUGUGGUAUCCUGGCAGGAAUUAUGGUCAAGCAAGUUGACCACUGAAGAUAAAGAAACAAUCAAAUACAUUGAGGCCAUUCAUCAAAUUAGUGGAAUCCAAUUAGAGAAGCAUCGAAAUAAGAAAAAGCUGAAUACCAUAGCUAAAUACUUUAUAUGUCAAAAAACAGAGAAGAUGGAUAAGAGAUGUGGAAGUAUUCGUACUGACUUACCAGUAGAUUUACAUAUGGCGUUUAAAUUGAGGAUCUAUGAGAAGAUACUAGAUGUUUUGAAUGACUUAGUUAACAUCGACACUAUUGAACCUCCUCCCGUACCAAACGGAUGUGAUGAAAACCUGAAGAAACAGUUAUAUGCGGAAUUCCAAACAACGAUGGUCGCACUGAAAAAGAAAGUCAACAAAUCUACAGAAAAUCACAAAGAAAAUGGAAAAUGUGAAAGCGAACUUGAAAUUUCAGACCUGAGGUAA